Molecule: messenger RNA, 327 nt
Organism: Bolinopsis microptera
Lineage: Eukaryota; Metazoa; Ctenophora; Tentaculata; Lobata; Bolinopsidae
Product: chromosome transmission fidelity protein 8 homolog
Exons: 1
Coding region: 1-327 (108 amino acids)
Biological process (GO): mitotic sister chromatid cohesion
Cellular component (GO): Ctf18 RFC-like complex
Source: RefSeq, a predicted model, not a curated record
AUGCCUCAAGUUGUGCUGAAGAUACAAGACACCCUGGACAAAUGGGGGAUGGUGGAGCUACAAGGCAAGGUGGACUGUCCUUCAUCCGUCGCAUUCCAAGGUGCCCACAUUGGGGACCUCCACAUCGACAAAACGGGGACCCCACAGCUGGUUAUAGGACAUCACAUACUGACUGGAAAAGUUGUGAAACUUGAGAAACCUUUUGGGGUCAUGACUAAAACUGCUGAUAAGAACUGGGUAAUCAAAUCUGUCAUUGAGGAGAAGUACAUUUUCAAGACGAGACCCAAGCCUAUAAUUCAGAAAAAUCCGCCGAAGACCAAAGGUUGA